AAGCACCUGUCACUCUAAGUAAACAAACCAUGUCGGCCGGAGAAGUUGGGGAGGAGGUGUUUGUGUGCAAUGAAGUGGAUCUCGUAGGAUCUGACAGAAAACGGGUGACGGUGUGUGGCAGAGAUGUGUUUGUAAUAAAAGUGAGAGGGCAAUUCUUUGCCAUGGACAGUUUCUGUUAUCAUGCAGGAGGCCCCCUGCACUCAGGACAGAUUGAGGACAUUGGUCAGUGGACCUGUGUACGAUGUCCCUGGCACAACUAUAUGAUCUGUGUGGCCAAUGGCGAGGGAAUAUAUCAGUCCAUAGAUCCAUUCAACAUGAAUAAGCCUCCGGAAAUGAAGUCGAAGGGUGUGAAGCAAAGGACACAUGUUGUGAUACGAAGGGAUGGCAAGCUGUUUGUGAAGCUGUCUAGUAUAGACCAUACUGUGGAAUCGGACCACUACAACUGUACAGAGUACAGGGAGAAGUACAGUCUGAGGUGACACUUUGACUGUCAGGAGAAGAUAGGCAUUUACAUAUCUCUGAAAUGUAGAGAACUGCACAGGGGUGCUUCGUCAUAAGGUCUUUUGGAGAGGAAUGUUUUCAGUUCAGCUUUAAAACUUGUGACGUUGAUUGUGUUACGGAGAUGAGCUGGAAGCGUGUUCAGCAUCUCAGCACCAGCAGUGGAAGAAGAUGUCACCAUAGGUUGCUGUAUGUUUGUUUUUAUUUAACGCCGCACUCAGCAAUAUUCCAGCUAUAUGACAGCAGUGUGUAAAUAAUCGAGUCUGGACCAGACAAUCCAGUGAUUGACAUCAUGAGCAUCUAUCCACGUUAU
Molecule: messenger RNA, 811 nt
Organism: Haliotis rufescens (red abalone)
Lineage: Eukaryota; Metazoa; Mollusca; Gastropoda; Lepetellida; Haliotidae
Product: Rieske domain-containing protein-like
Exons: 5
Coding region: 30-479 (149 amino acids)
Molecular function (GO): 2 iron, 2 sulfur cluster binding
Source: RefSeq, a predicted model, not a curated record